This is a messenger RNA of Capronia epimyces CBS 606.96, 804 nucleotides long. RefSeq names its product ADP,ATP carrier protein. Gene Ontology annotation, molecular function: ATP:ADP antiporter activity. Gene Ontology annotation, biological process: mitochondrial ATP transmembrane transport; mitochondrial ADP transmembrane transport. Bases 1 to 804 code for a protein of 267 amino acids. The record is from RefSeq and is a predicted model, not a curated record. Lineage: Eukaryota; Fungi; Ascomycota; Eurotiomycetes; Chaetothyriales; Herpotrichiellaceae. The transcript has 4 exons. Gene Ontology annotation, cellular component: mitochondrial inner membrane.
AUGAUCAAGGCUGGUCGUCUUGACCGCAAAUACAGUGGCAUCGUCGAGUGCUUCAGCCGUACCGCCAAGAACGAAGGUGUCAUGUCCCUGUGGAGAGGUAACACUGCCAAUGUUAUCCGAUACUUCCCUACCCAGGCCCUGAACUUCGCUUUCCGCGACACCUACAAGUCGAUGUUUGCUUUCAAGAAGGAGCGUGAUGGUUACUGGAAGUGGAUGGCCGGUAACUUGGCCUCCGGUGGUCUUGCUGGUGCCACUUCUCUUCUUUUCGUCUACUCUCUCGACUACGCUCGUACUCGUCUUGCCAACGAUGCCAAGUCCGCUGGUAAGGGUGGUGAGCGUCAAUUCAACGGUCUGGUCGAUGUCUACCGCAAGACUUUGGCCUCUGAUGGUAUUGCUGGUCUGUACCGUGGUUUCGGUCCUUCGGUUCUCGGUAUAGUGGUUUACCGUGGUCUCUACUUCGGCCUGUACGACUCCAUCAAGCCUGUUCUCCUGGUCGGUCCUCUUGAGGGCAACUUCUUGGCUUCCUUCUUGCUCGGCUGGGGUGUCACCACUGGUGCCGGUAUCGCUUCCUACCCUCUUGAUACCAUCCGUCGUCGUAUGAUGAUGACAUCUGGCGAGGCUGUCAAGUACAAGAGCUCCUUCGAUGCUGCCCGACAGAUCUUUGCUGCUGAGGGUAUCCGAUCAUUCUUCAAGGGCGCUGGUGCCAACAUCCUCCGUGGUGUUGCCGGUGCCGGUGUGCUCUCCAUCUAUGACCAGGUUCAACUUCUCUUGUUCGGCAAGGCCUUCAAGGGUGGAUCCGGCUAA